AUGAGGCGAGAUGUGCCCGAAUCCCCUGAGAUCCUCACUCUCACAAACUGGAGAUCAUGGAAAAAUGCCAUCGAGAAACACGCCCGAAAAGAAGGUGUUUGGGAGUACUGCGACCCCGACGCCCCGGCUAAGUACCAUCCCGAGCUCUAUGAACCCGAAAAGCCACACAUUUCCACAGUCAGGCCCGAAGCAGAAUCCCUCGUAGACCUCGGAGAGGAUGACUUCAUUGAACUCUCCUCGGUCGUGGAUAUGUACUGGCGGCAGAUGCACGCAUACGAGAAGAUUCAAUUCGGACUAGAUGUCAUCUUCAAACUUAUAAAACAUCAUGUCGACGACAAAUACUCGCAUGUCAUUAAGCAUGCAAAAACACCGCUGGAGCAGUUGACUGCGCUAUGUACUGAAUUCCAUAAAUUUCGCCUGGAAAAUCUGCAGCAGAGAUGGGAACGUAUACAAAAUCUGGCUAGUGGGCCAGAAGUACAGGAGCUAUUUGAACGAUGGAACGCCCUGUUCACAGAUUGCGAUGGAUAUCUUUCUGCUCAUGCUCGAAAGCAGGAUGGCUUUUGGGACUGUGUUGAAGUAGCGGGAUCUUCCUCCGCAAAUUGCAAUCCUCUCACUUCUCAGCGCUGGAUUGAAACUUUCAGCCAUGUUGAGUCGACGAACAAUGGGGAUGCUUGCACUCGGCCUCAUUUACUGGAUAAGCCGAGGUCUAUUGCUUCUCUGCGCCAGAUUAAAACCCCAGGCUAUGAUUGCGAUCGAUCUUGUUCGCCGCCUGAACUAGAGUCUAUCGCUUCCCACCACUGGAGUCAAACCACCGACGAUGUUGAGUCGUGGAACAAUGGAAGUGAUUGUUCUCUAUCUCACUCACUGGCUGGACGGGAAUAUAUUGCUUCCCCGAAUCUGACUGAAACCCCCGGCACUGUUCAACAUGAAAAUGGCGUUGCACGACCUCGAUCGCCGGUUAAACGGGGAUUUAUAGAUUUGCCGCAUUAUGUCAGUGAUUGUCAGUCUACGGUGUCAGUUGGACACUCCUCUCUGAGCCCUCAGCCUAGGUCAAUGGCAGAUCGCAUUGAGCGGCCUGGAGAAAUCUCUGGAGACAAUGUGGAGGUAACGGCUCUUUUGCGACAGUUAGUGCGCCGGGCGGAAAAAGGGGAACCAAUGUGUGAAGAUUCGGAUACAUGGUAG
Molecule: messenger RNA, 1182 nt
Organism: Penicillium coprophilum
Lineage: Eukaryota; Fungi; Ascomycota; Eurotiomycetes; Eurotiales; Aspergillaceae
Exons: 1
Coding region: 1-1182 (393 amino acids)
Source: RefSeq, a predicted model, not a curated record